Drosophila kikkawai is the source of this 715-nucleotide messenger RNA. RefSeq names its product frataxin (gene fh). NCBI's taxonomy places the organism in Eukaryota, Metazoa, Arthropoda, Insecta, Diptera, Drosophilidae. Gene Ontology annotation, biological process: iron incorporation into metallo-sulfur cluster; intracellular iron ion homeostasis. Gene Ontology annotation, cellular component: mitochondrion. The record is from RefSeq and is a predicted model, not a curated record. Gene Ontology annotation, molecular function: ferrous iron binding; ferric iron binding; ferroxidase activity.
GAGUUGGCAGCGCCUGACAUGAAAAUCUAGAAAAUAAACAAAACAAGUACUAGGUUCAUGUUUACCUGCCGCUUUCUCGCCCGCCUGAGCCGGAAUCAGGCCACCUUGGCCUCGCUCGGAUGCCUGACAAUACCCCAAAGACUGGCCAGUCAUCGAAUCCUGCCCAGCUCCCCGAUGGCCAUCACAAAUGCAUUGAUCCCAUGCACAUCGGUGAAUGCCAACCGGCGAUUUGCCAGCAACGAAAUUGAAACGGAGACGACCUCCUCCAGCCUGGACAGUGCCACCUACGAGCGUGUGUGCUCCGAAACGCUGGACGCACUGUGCGACUACUUCGAGGAGCUAACCGAGAACGCCGCCGAUCUGCAGGGCAGUGAUGUGGCCUACAGCGAUGGAGUGCUCACUGUGAACCUGGGACACAGCCAUGGCACCUAUGUGAUCAACAGGCAGACGCCCAACAAGCAGAUAUGGCUCAGCUCCCCCACCAGUGGACCCAAGCGAUACGAUUUCGUUGGCGGAGAAGGCGGAGCGGGCAAGUGGGUCUACAAGCACAGUGGCCAGUCGCUGCACGAGCUGCUGCAGCAGGAGAUACCGAAUAUAUUGAGGCAACAGCCCGUGGACUUUCUCCACCUGCCCUACUGCAGUUGAGGGCUCUGUUAAAACCUAGAGUAAUGCAUAUUUUCACCACAAAAAAAGAGAGGCGUUUAAGCUUCACAUA